AUGGACCAGGCGCGAAGCACCUGCAACGGCGGCACGUCGCAACCUCCAAAGCGUAGGAAACGUUAUUUAGAGCCAGGGGAGACCUAUUCCUUGCCACGGACAUCUUUGCGGUACCAGGAGAGGGUCCAGGACAGCCAGUCAUCUUUGCAGACACCUCAGCAGCAGUCUCUCAGAAGCUCCGGCGCUGGAAGUGCAAAUGCCGGCGUAUGUAAUAACUAUUUGUCCUGCGAGAUUUCUGACAACGAUGAUUUCGACGCCAGUGAUCAAAACCUUUACCAUGCGGAAAGCGACGAGGGAGAUAGCAACAAACAGUACGACAGUGAAUCCAGCUCUGCUGAAGACUGCAGUGGUGCAGAAGAGUGCGAAGGUUCCUCUCUGGUCCCUGUUGUCAGCAUUCUGCUGUACUGCGAUGGAGUGGAGCUGACGUUCGAGGGUCCGGAUGCCCACCAGUUCCAUGGCACCAAGAAGGGGCGCAUCUACCUCACCACGCACCGGAUGGUGUUCACCAACGGCAACAGCAAGGACUUCCUGCAGUCAUUCAGCUUCCCCUUCUUCACUGUGAGCAACCUCGGACUAGAGCAGCCCAUCUUUGGCGCAAACUACAUCAAGGGCACCGUCAAGGCCGAGCAGAAUGGGAACUGGACGGGUAAAUGCGCCUUCAAGCUGAAGUUCAUGAAGGGCGGCGCCAUCGAGUUUGGCCAGGCCAUGAUGGAGGCCGGCAAGAUCGCGUCGCAGCAUGCGGCUGGAAUGGCUCCUCCGCCAUACUUCCCGCCUCCGGGUCCGUACUACUGCCCACCUCCGCCUGCAUACACGCCAGGACAGGGUGUCGACUACGGCUUCAACGUACCCUACAACGUGUUUCCCGAUGCACCUCCAGGUAAACUGGUUUAGUUUACUUAUUUAUUG
Molecule: messenger RNA, 906 nt
Organism: Dermacentor silvarum
Lineage: Eukaryota; Metazoa; Arthropoda; Arachnida; Ixodida; Ixodidae
Product: postacrosomal sheath WW domain-binding protein-like
Exons: 5
Coding region: 1-891 (296 amino acids)
Biological process (GO): positive regulation of DNA-templated transcription
Cellular component (GO): nucleus
Molecular function (GO): chromatin DNA binding; transcription coactivator activity
Source: RefSeq, a predicted model, not a curated record